Messenger RNA from Populus nigra (black poplar), 2609 nucleotides. RefSeq names its product receptor protein kinase-like protein ZAR1. Gene Ontology annotation, biological process: protein phosphorylation. Gene Ontology annotation, molecular function: ATP binding; protein binding; protein kinase activity. The transcript is spliced from 2 exons. The coding region runs from base 122 to 2269 and encodes 715 amino acids. Lineage: Eukaryota; Viridiplantae; Streptophyta; Magnoliopsida; Malpighiales; Salicaceae. The record is from RefSeq and is a predicted model, not a curated record.
CUCACUACCAACCACCUCCACACCCUCCAGCAUCACUUGCCUUUCUUCUCCUUCUUAUAGUUUCCACUGUAAGUAUAUCCCACUCUCUCAUUUUACUCCUCUCCGAAACAAAAACGCCGUGAUGAAGAGAAACCUCUCGUUAACGCUGCUCUUUCUCUUCUUUCACUUCCUAUUCAGCACCAAACCCAGCCACUCCCUCACAGCUGAUGGCUUAUCCCUCCUGUCCUUAAAAUCAGCCGUUGAUCAAAGUUCUGCUGGCUCUGCUUUCUCUGACUGGAACGAAGAUGACCAAAAUCCAUGUCGCUGGACUGGCAUUUCCUGCAUGAACAUAACCGGGUUACCGGACCCUCGUGUUGUUGGCAUUGCAAUCUCCGGCAAGAAUCUCCGCGGCUACAUUCCAUCCGAGCUUGGCACCUUAAUUUAUCUUCGGAGACUUAAUCUCCACAACAACAACUUCUACGGUUCAAUACCUGACCAGCUGCUUAACGCUACUUCACUUCACAGUCUUUUUCUCUACGGUAACAAUCUUUCUGGUUCUCUCCCUCCUUUCAUCUGUAACCUCCCUCGUCUUCAAAACCUUGACCUUUCCAACAACUCGCUGUCGGGUUCUUUGCCUCAAAAUUUAAAUAGCUGCAAGCAGUUGCAGAGGUUGAUCCUAGCGAAAAAUAAAUUAUCCGGUCCAAUUCCAGCUGGGAUUUGGCCGGAAUUGGAUAAUUUAAUGCAGCUUGAUCUUUCUGCUAAUGAUUUCAAUGGAUCCAUUCCUAACGAUAUGGGAGAGCUUAAGUCUUUGUCCAAUACUUUAAAUCUUUCUUUCAACCAUUUAUCGGGUAGGAUUCCGAAAUCACUGGGAAAUUUGCCUGUUACUGUGAGUUUUGAUCUGCGAAACAACAAUUUCAGCGGCGAGAUACCUCAAACAGGGUCUUUUGCUAACCAAGGACCGACUGCUUUCCUCAGCAAUCCUUUGCUUUGCGGGUUUCCUCUUCAGAAAUCUUGCAAGGACUCAGCACAUAGCUCGUCUGAAACUCAGAAUUCAGCACCGGUUUCUGAUAACAGUCCUAGAAAAGGAUUAAGUCCCGGUUUGAUAAUAUUAAUCUCAGUAGCUGACGCAGCUGGUGUGGCGUUUCUUGGUCUAGUUAUAGUUUAUAUUUACUGGAAAAAGAAGGAUGAUUCUAAUGGUUGUAGCUGCGCUGGGAAAAGCAAAUUUGGUGGCAAUGAGAAAUCACACUCGUGUUCACUAUGUUAUUGUGGUAAUGGGCUUCGAAACGAUGACUCUGAAUUGGAAGAUCUGGAAAAAGUAGAAAGAGGGAAGCCGGAAGGAGAGCUGGUGGCGAUCGAUAAAGGUUUUACUUUUGAGCUUGAUGAAUUGCUAAGAGCAUCUGCUUAUGUGUUGGGGAAGAGUGGGUUGGGGAUAGUGUAUAAAGUGGUGCUCGGAAAUGGCAUUCCGGUAGCGGUGAGGAGGCUUGGCGAGGGAGGAGAGCAGAGGUACAAAGAGUUUGUAACGGAGGCGCAGGCUAUUGGGAAGGUUAAGCAUCCAAAUGUUGUCAAGUUGAGAGCUUAUUACUGGGCUCCAGAUGAAAAGCUUCUCAUCAGUGAUUUCAUCUCCAAUGGCAACUUGGCUAAUGCUCUUCGAGGGAAAAAUGGUCAGCCUUCAACAAGUCUGUCAUGGUCAACCAGGCUGAGAAUUGCCAAGGGGACAGCCAGGGGCUUAGCCUACCUUCACGAAUGCAGCCCGAGAAAAUUUGUCCACGGAGACAUCAAGCCAUCUAAUAUUCUCCUCGACAACGAAUUCCAACCUUACAUUUCUGAUUUUGGCCUCAACCGACUGAUCAGCAUCACUGGGAAUAAUCCCUCCUCUUCCGGCGGCUUUAUGGGCGGAGCACUCCCUUACUUAAAAUCAGCUCAAACAGAGCGAACAAACAACUACCGUGCUCCAGAGGCUCGUGUUUCGGGCAACAGACCUACCCAAAAAUGGGAUGUGUAUUCAUUUGGAAUUGUUUUGCUCGAGUUGCUUACUGGAAAAUCUCCUGAGCUUUCACCAACCACGUCCACUUCGAUAGAAAUUCCAGACCUGGUGAGAUGGGUGAGAAAGGGAUUUGCAGAUGAAAACCCUUUAUCAGACAUGGUUGAUCCAAUGUUGCUGCAAGAAGUACAUGCAAAAAAGGAGGUGCUAGCGGUUUUUCAUGUUGCUCUUGCUUGCACCGAAGCUGACUCUGAGGUUCGCCCUAGGAUGAAAAUUGUAUCUGAAAAUCUUGAAAGGAUCGGAACAUAGGAGGAGGAACGCUGCUUUUUCACUCACUAGGUGUCCUAUUCUUUGGAAAAAAAAGUUCUUGAUUUUGCAACGAGCACUUCAUUUUUUGCUAAGGUGAGAUUUUGAAAGGUCAGGUGGGUUAAAGAUUGCUUCGGAUUAGACUCCCAUUGACUCCAAAACCUGGCCUAAAAUUUUUGGGCAGGUCCAGCAAGAUUUCAUAGCACAGAUGGAAUGAGAAAUCCAAUUUCUUUUCUUUUCUUUUGAGGGAAGUAGCUUAAUUUGUAAUUUAAAAAUUUAUAUUUCCUGUUUCUACGGGAGAUGUUGUAAUAAAAAAUACCCUAGUCUCUCUCUGUGUUCUUCA